Molecule: messenger RNA, 5235 nt
Organism: Limanda limanda (common dab)
Lineage: Eukaryota; Metazoa; Chordata; Actinopteri; Pleuronectiformes; Pleuronectidae
Gene: ighd
Product: immunoglobulin heavy constant delta
Exons: 18
Coding region: 977-5032 (1351 amino acids)
Source: RefSeq, a predicted model, not a curated record
AUGCCCUAAAGCAGACGUGGACGUAACAAUCAACGGCCCCACAUUGGAAGACAUAUUUCUUGAGAAGAAAGAGUUGCUGAUUGACUGGGAUAGGGCCAUGACGGCAGAAGUUGAUCACAUGGGAAACGCUGCCAUCACCUUCAUCAUUCUCUUCCUCACCUCCAUUCUGUUCAUCAUUGGAACCACUGCUUUCAAGGUUAAAUGAAACCAGGCAAACUUUCUGUACAGUAAUACUUUUUCACAUAUUUUUUUCUUGUAAGCGCAAUUUCCCCCUUUCCCCAUUAAAAUUACAAGAGCUUUAUGUCUUUUUGAAAAUAAAUGUUAAAAUGGAGAUAACUGAUUCAGAUAACCGAUUUUUUCUCCUCACCAUUACUUUGAAAUGGUUUGCAUCAUCCAGUUUGAAUAUGUGUUAUACAAUACUCAUACGGUGUUAUUAAAUAUUCUGUCUUUGUUUAUUGUUGUACUGAAUUAUGUAAUAAAAGGUUAUGUUCAUCACUUCAUCAGCAAGUCAAUUUGUAGAUUUAUCAGUUGGUUAGUUUUCCAGUCAUUAACGGACUUGAAAACGAAAGGCUUUGCUAAAGUCAUGAGGCCACAUGAAAUCUAUGUGAAACCUUAUGUAAACAGUCUGAGAUAUUUAAAUGUACACGUUGUUUCUGUUACUGGCAUAACCACACCUCACACCUGGUAUCUGUGAUGCACCAUUGAUUCUUGUAUUGUUUCACUUCUGUAUUUUGGUACUUUUUUGAGAACUGGGUGUUACUCAAUGCUUCUGCUUGCCGCUAUCUGUGAUCACUCAGCCCUGUCAUGCCUUAACAUCUGUGCAACCGACUUCCAGCCCUAUUUCCACCUGACUUUCAGACACCAGCCACUGUAAAAGUACAACUCUGCCAUCUAGCCAAAAUACAAUGAUAUUACAGUUUGCAUUGAGGCUUUUCAGUUAGUUACUUGACCAAAAUCUGAAGGUGUGCGGGUUUUCAUGCCAAACAUCACACUUCACCCUGUCUGGGAAGGUGAAUUCGGGGCCUCACCUGUCAGACUCAUUUGCACCUUAAGUGGCUUCUUUCCCGGCAAAUUGGAAGUGGAUUGGCAAAGGGACGACCAAACCUUAACUAUUACUCCAACUGAAUUGAAGCUGCAGAGCAUAGAGGGAAGGGAGAAAACCUUCAGUCGAAUCAGCGAUAUUGAGCCCACGAAGAAAGAAUGGGAAAGCGGCUCAAUGUUUGGAUGCAAGGCCCGACACAAUAAACAGGAAUUUACAAAAACAGUAAAUAUUUGUCAAGUGUUUUCAAGUGCCGCUGCUUCCAUUGAUGUGGAGAUCCCCAGCUUCAGGACUGUAAUGAUGGCAGAAUCUGAAGUGACAGCAAAGUGUUCUGUCCAGACUCUGUUUAAAGCCAAGGUGACCUGGGUGAUGGAUGGACGAGAGUACAGACCAGUACCCAAGGAUUCAAACACAACUCAUAUCAUCAGUGAUGUGUCGGUUCCCUCAAGUCGGUGGAAGCAACUCAAGUCUAUAACAUGUAAAGCUGAACAUAAGUGCCUCCCAUCCACUGAGAGGACUGUGAAUGUUAAAGGUCCUGCAGUUACAGAUCCAUCAGUGGAGAUUAAGAGGUCCCUACAAGAUUUGCUGAAGGGACAAAGUGCUAUGCUCGAGUGCGACAUUACAAAUCUCUCCUCCAGCGACCUCUACGUCACCUUUCAGGCAAACGAUACAGACAUCUCUGACAGACAGUAUGUGGACCUUCCUGUAGCCCCAGGCCCCCAUUCAAUCACCAGAAGCUUCUCCAUCCCUCCAAGUCACUGGAAGAAAGACACAACUUUCAGCUGCAAAGUCCAGCAAGGCUUCUCCUCCAAGUUCACGUCAAAGUCAACUAGAAAUAUAUUUGUGGACCCUUCUGUGGAACUUCUCCUUGUCCCCAGUGAAGAGUCCGGACCACAGAGACUCUUAUGCUCUGCAUGGGGCUUCAACCCUCAGAUUCAAUGGUUUUCUGAGUCCAAGCUACGAUCUUCAAACAACGACAACGUCACCAUGGGUGCAGACGGACGUGUGGCAAUGACCAGUCAACUUACUAUCCCCCAAACUGAGUGGAAAACAGGGAAAGUCUUCACUUGUAAUGUGUCUGACAUGUCCCUGACAGAAACUGUCCACAAGAAUGUCAGCCUCUGCUCAGUGUAUUCAGGUGCCGCUGCUUCCAUUGAUGUGGAGAUCCCCAGCUUCAGGACUGUAAUGAUGGCAGAAUCUGAAGUGACAGCAAAAUGUUCUGUCCAUACUAUGUUUGAUGUCAACGUGACCUGGGUGAUGGAUGGAGGAGAGUACAGCAAAGUAACCACAAAUUCAAACACAACUCAUAUCAUCAGUGAUGUGUCGGUUCCCUCAAGUCAGUGGAAACAACUCAAGUCUAUAACAUGUAAAGCUGAACAUAAGUGCCUCCCAUCCACUGAGAGGACUGUGAAUGUUAAAGGUCCUGCAGUUACAGAUCCAUCAGUGGAGAUUAAGAGGUCCCUACAAGAUUUGCUGAAGGGACAAAGUGCUAUGCUCGAGUGCGACAUUACAAAUCUCUCCUCCAGCGACCUCUACGUCACCUUUCAGGCAAACGAUACAGACAUCUCUGACAGACAGUAUGUGGACCUUCCUGUAGCCCCAGGCCCCCAUUCAAUCACCAGAAGCUUCUCCAUCCCUCCAAGUCACUGGAAGAAAGACACAACUUUCAGCUGCAAAGUCCAGCAAGGCUUCUCCUCCAAGUUCACGUCAAAGUCAACUGGAAAUAUAUUUGUGGACCCUUCUGUGGAACUUCUCCUUGUCCCCAGUGAAGAGUCCGGACCACAGAGACUCUUAUGCUCUGCAUGGGGCUUCAACCCUCAGAUUCAAUGGUUUUCUGAGUCCAAGCUACGAUCUUCAAACAACGACAACGUCACCAUGGGUGCAGACGGACGUGUGGCAAUGACCAGUCAACUUACUAUCCCCCAAACUGAGUGGAAAACAGGGAAAGUCUUCACUUGUAAUGUGUCUGACAUGUCCCUGACAGAAACUGUCCACAAAAAUGUCAGCCUCUGCUCAGUGUAUUCAGGUGCCGCUGCUUCCAUUGAUGUGGAGAUCCCCAGCUUCAGGACUGUAAUGAUGGCAGAAUCUGAAGUGACAGCAAAAUGUUCUGUCCACACUAUGUUUGAUGUCAACGUGACCUGGGUGAUGGAUGGAGGAGAGUACAGCAAAGUAACCACAAAUUCAAACACAACUCAUAUCAUCAGUGAUGUGUCGGUUCCCUCAAGUCAGUGGAAACAACUCAAGUCUAUAACAUGUAAAGCUGAACAUAAGUGCCUCCCAUCCACUGAGAGGACUGUGAAUGUUAAAGGUCCUGCAGUUACAGAUCCAUCAGUGGAGAUUAAGAGGUCUCUCCAAGAUUUGCUGAAGGGACAAAGUGCUAUGCUCGAGUGCGACAUCACAAAUCUCUCCUCCAGCGACCUCUACGUCACCUUUCAGGCAAACGAUACAGACAUCUCUGACAGACAGUAUGUGGACCUUCCUGUAGCCCCAGGCCCCCAUUCAAUCACCAGAAGCUUCUCCAUCCCUCCAAGUCACUGGAAGAAAGACACAACUUUCAGCUGCAAAGUCCAGCAAGGCUUCGCCUCCAAGUUCACGUCAAAGUCAACUGGAAAUAUAUUUGUGGACCCUUCUGUGGAACUUCUCCUGAUCCCCAGUGAAGAGUCCGGACCACAGAGACUAUUAUGCUCUGCAUGGGGCUUCAACCCUCAAAUUCAAUGGUUUUCUGAGUCCAAGCAACAAUCUUCAAACAACGACAACGUCACCAUGGGUGCAGACGGACGUGUGGCAAUUACCAGUCAACUUACUAUCCCCCAAACUGAGUGGAAAACAGGGAAAGUCUUCACUUGUAAAGUGUCUGACAUGUCCCUGACAGAAACUGUCCACAAGAAUGUCAGCCUCUGCUCAGUAACUCCAGCAUCCUCUCAGAUAGUUGGCGUAUUUGUCCAGGGACCCCCACUCGAGGAAUUCCAGAACAAGGGACAGGUGACUAUCACCUGUCUUCUUGUCGGCUCUCGUCUUAAUGAUUUCUUCAUCAACUGGAAAGUAGAUGGGAACAAAUCUUCUCUGUUCCAUAAAGAGCCACCAGUGAGGUACAGCAAUGGGACAGAGACUUUGAGGAGUGUCUUCAAUGUGUCCGCAGACGACUGGCAUGCACAUAAACAAGUGUCUUGUGAAGCAAAGCACCUAUGCUCCACCCAGGGCUACAAGGGCCAUACAAGCAAAAGCAGAGAUUUUCAUCAACCAACAGUGAAGAUAAUACAACCAACUGCCUCUGAGCUCUCUGCGUCAGAUGACCUCCCACUUAUUUGCCUCGUAUCUGGGUUUUACCCAUCCAACGUCAUCGUGUACUGGGAAGGGAGUGGCCAGAGACUCCCAUCAACUCGCUUCACCAACAGUGCUGAGUGGACAUACACAGGGAGCGGCACUUAUUCAAUGAGCAGCAGACUGAACAUAUCCAAAACUGAGGACAAAAGCUCUACGUAUUCCUGCUUUGUGAGACAUGAGUCAUCUGAAACGCCGUUUAAAAGCACUAUAAAGAAUGUGUUUGCUACAGUCACUCACACUGAACCUUCAGCCACCUUGCUCCAGGGCACAAACGAACUGGUGUGCCUGGUCUUCGGCUUCAGCCCUGCAUCCAUUAACAUCACAUGGUUCCUUGAUGAAUCCGUGCCACUGUUGGACUACAACACUAGCGAGCCCCACGAAAGUCAGAUUGGAAAGUUCAGUGUCCGAAGCCGCCUUCGUCUUCCCAAAGGCAACUGGUUACCAGGAGCAAUCGUAACCUGCAGGGUGUCCCAUGCAAACACCACCCUAUCCCUGAAUAUAUCUAAACCAGACAACUUUGAGCACUGCACUUUCUUCGAUGAAAUUGUGAAUGCUGAUGUCAAUCAAGAUGUAGGUGGGGAAAGCUGGUAUAUGGCUUUAACUUUUAUGCUUCUUUUCUUCAUCUCUGUCAUCUUUGGAGUCUCAGCUACCAUGAUUAAGACUAAAUGAUGGUGAUCGCGGGACAGAUCCCAUGCAAUGAUCCAAAUUUGGAUAUUGCCUGAAUAGUUUCAACUUUAUCUCUUUUUAAAUUCUUUUUCACUUUCUUCUUUAGUUUAUGUUUGUAUUAUUGUGGACUGCAUUUAUUUUUGAUUCCCUCUUCAAAUGUCAACUUUGAGUUUUAAAUACCAAUAUAAUGAAAAAAUAUUCUAUCA